AGUACUUUCUUUCCUACCCUAGUUUGUGGAAGCGUUCUUUUAUCUCAUUAAGUAAAAAGCUUGGAAUUUCAAUGUAUUCAAGUAUUCAUGAAGUCUUUCUUUUAAGCGCAGCUCACGGUUUUAGCCCCAACAGCUUCGUCGUUGUUGUAUAAUAAAUUACUAUAAUACUAUUAAUUUUAAUAUUGUUAUUAAUAAAUUAUUGAUAAAUGCUUAGCUAUCUGUUCAACUGGGUCGAUUACCGUACCUUUUACUUUAUUUCGAAAAUAUUGGACACUUGUGAUUCUUGGAUUGAGACAAAAUGAUGAGCAUACGGUCUCUGCAGUUAACACCGCGAAAAAAUCAUUUGAUAUGCGCAUCAGCUUACUUCCUUCGAUUAGAAUGUGCAAAGUGCAUACCCAAUUAUCAUGCACAACAUCGUUUUUCACACAUUUCAAAUAAACAGAAUAUUAAUUAUAAACAUAAAUUUUUCUACGCAUUUUUAGCACUUGGAGGUGUAAUCGGCGGCUUUGCCCUGUACGAACACAAAUAUAAACUAUUUGGGGUGAAAUUGGACGGAAUUCAUAUUGAUGAAAUCUCAAGCACACAAUCAAAAGAAGAAAAACCAAUAUGGCAUAUGAAUGCACGCUCUGAUUUGCCAACAUAUAAUAUGGAUGAAGUAAAAGAUCAUUGUAAUAUUGAAAAACGUAUUUGGAUAACUUAUGGAAUUGGUGUAUACGACAUAACAGACUUCAUUGCCAAACAUCCAGGCGGUGAUAACAUUAUGUUGGGAGCGGGCAGUGCAAUUGACCCAUUUUGGGCUAUUUAUCAGCAACAUAAUAACAAAGAAAUUUUAACACUUUUGGAGUUUUAUCGUAUUGGAAACUUAAGUUCAGAUGAUAAGAUAAGUACAGAGGAUAUGGGUUCCCCAUGGGCUAAUGAGCCCAAACGUCAUCCAGUGCUUAAACCAGCAUCAAAUAGACCAUUCAAUGGAGAGCCGCCAUUAAAGCUUCUCGUACAAAACUUUAUUACCCCAAAUGAAUUUUUUUAUGUGAGAAAUCAUUUACCAGUUCCUCUUAUUGAUGUUAAUAAAUACGAACUUGAAAUUGCUAUAGAAACGACAGAAUCGGGAACGAAGGAACAAAUCAAAACCUUAACUUUGGAAGAUAUCAAAAGAUUACCAAAAUACACAGUUACUGCAGCCAUAAUGUGCGGUGGUAACCGCCGCUCUGAAAUGACAAAUGUGAAAUCUGUUAAAGGGCUUUCCUGGAAUGCAGGUGCAGUGGGUAAUGCAACAUGGUCGGGAGCUUGCCUACGGGAUCUUCUUUUGGAAAUGGGGGUUAAACCAAAUGAAAACUUGCAUGUUGUUUUAGAAGGCGCCGAUCUCGAUCCUACUUCGCAUUCUUAUGGCGCAUCCAUUCCACUUUCCAAAGCAUUGGAUGAACGUGGUGAUGUCAUACUUGCAUAUGAAAUGAAUGGUAAAAUUCUAAGCCGUGACCACGGAUAUCCUUUACGAUGCAUUGUGCCCGGAAAUGUUGGGGCACGCAAUGUCAAAUGGUUAACUCGUAUUGCAGUCUCUGAAGCCGAAUCUAACUCACAUUGGCAGCAGAGUGAUUAUAAAGGAUUCAGUCCAAGUACGGACUGGGAUACAGUUGAUUUUACGAAAUCUCCAGCCAUACAGGCAAUGCCAGUCACGUCUGCAAUAUGUAGCCCUACAGAAGGCGAAGUACUCAAAAUACCAGCUGACGGAUAUCUAACUGUACACGGAUAUGCGUGGUCAGGUGGAGGUCGCCGCAUUGUACGCGUUGAUUUGACUGCUGAUAGGGGCAAAACAUGGCAUGUUGCAAAAAUUCAACAGGAGGAUCAGCCAGAUGGUCGCCAUUACGGUUGGUCUCUAUGGACUGGUCGAAUCAAAAUGGAAACCGCAUCUACUGGAGAAGUAGAAAUUUGGGCUAAAGCGGUCGAUUCCGCAUACAAUGUUCAACCAGAAACAUUUGAAAAUAUAUGGAACUUACGCGGUGUGCUUGCAAAUGCUUACCAUCGUAUAAAGAUCAAAAUCAUAUAAUUAUAAAUGAUGAAACCGCAUAUACAUAAAUACAUAGAAGAAAUAUUAAUAACUAUGCACCCAGCAUCAUUUCUGAAAAUUACUGUUGUGAUUGUAGCGGCCAAACAUUCCUAAAAUAUUUUCAAGUUCAAUUUCAGACCUCGAAAUAAGUUCGUCUUUGACAAUUUUCAACCAUUUAUUAUGACAGCAAUGAUGAACAAUGUAGGCAUAUAAAGGCAAUGGCAAACCUUCCAGCUUAUUCGUGUUGUGAAAGAACUUCUUAUUUCUUUCUAACCAUGUAUUUAACUAAAUAUUCACUUUGUACCUCGUGUACCAAUAACUUAUGUUAAUAAAAUUUUAAACAGUGUAAGUAAA
Messenger RNA from Bactrocera oleae (olive fruit fly), 2395 nucleotides. NCBI's taxonomy places the organism in Eukaryota, Metazoa, Arthropoda, Insecta, Diptera, Tephritidae. The record is from RefSeq and is a predicted model, not a curated record.